Molecule: messenger RNA, 1941 nt
Organism: Chelmon rostratus (copperband butterflyfish)
Lineage: Eukaryota; Metazoa; Chordata; Actinopteri; Chaetodontiformes; Chaetodontidae
Gene: proza
Product: protein Z, vitamin K-dependent plasma glycoprotein a
Exons: 9
Coding region: 195-1472 (425 amino acids)
Biological process (GO): proteolysis; blood coagulation
Cellular component (GO): extracellular region
Molecular function (GO): serine-type endopeptidase activity; calcium ion binding
Source: RefSeq, a predicted model, not a curated record
CAGUGGGAGGAGGGUGAGUGAGCAGGCUCGCAUGUUGUCAUCAUCCGUUAUCUUGGAUCGAUAGGCCCGAUCCGUCCAGCAGACUGCGGUGUGUUUCAGGACCAGGCCGGACCGGAACCUCCACCCUGUCCGGAGCGCACGCGUCGAUCCCUGCUGCACCGACAACCUGACUCAGAUCCCGCUCCAGCGUCGCCAUGCGCUUCACAACCACGUGUGCCGCUCUGCUGUGCCUGCUGGCGGCCGCUGUGGCUGCCGUUCACACCUCCCAGACAGUGUUCUUGGACAAGCAGCAGGCGAGCUCUGUGAUCUCCCGUCAGAAGAGGAACGCUGGUAACCCGGCUCCGCCUUCCAGCCUGGAGCAGAUUUGCAUGGAGAAAGUGUGCACCUACGAGCAGGCCAGAAGUGUCUUCCAGGACUCGUACCGCACGGAUAUCUUCUGGGCUGUCUAUGUUGACGGGGACCAGUGCAUAGAUAACCCCUGCAAAAAUGGAGCCAUGUGUUCGGACAGCGUGGGGGGCUACGACUGCGUCUGCAAGUCGGGUUUCACGGGGGUCCACUGUGAAAAAGACGAGACUCUGUGCACCCUGGAAAAGAACAAAGGCUGCUCCCAGUUCUGUAAACCAGGCUACACGUCCUACGAGUGCUCCUGCGCACAAGGAUGGAAGCUCAGCCGCUCGGACAGGAACAAGUGCGAGCCUGCAGUCACGUUCCCCUGCGGGAAGGUGAGCAGUCUGAGCCGGUGGAACGACAGACUGAGCAGCAACACGCGCAGCAACUUUGAAGGCCUGAGCUGCACCUCUUCAGAGUGUCCCUGGCAGGCUCUCCUGAAGAGUUCAGAGUCCACAGGCUUCUGUAGCGGAGUCAUUCUGAAGGAGAACCUGGUCCUGACUUCAGCUAAGUGUGCAAACAAAUACAGCACCUUCCAGGUGUCUGUCGGCAAGCGCAGCACCAGCUUUGACCCUGGAGAGCAGACGCUGUAUGUGAAAGUAGUUCACGUCCACUCGCGCUACGUGGAAGGUCGCCCUGAAAACGACCUGGCCGUGAUUGAGCUCCGCGACCGCAUCAUCUUCAAGAAAGACGUGAUUGCUGCCUGUCUGCCGGAAAGAGACUUCGCCGACAGCGUCCUGAUGGAGGGGGAGUUGCCAGCCAUCAUCACCGGCUGGAAAGAGCCCAGUCAGGGAUCUUCUUUCCAGGGCUCGCUCACCCUGAACCAGCUGGCCUACAAACGCCUGUCUCAGUGUGUGGAGACUCACCCCAAUAUGAUGACCAAUAAAAUGGGAUGCACCACUCCUCGCGCCAAUGCCGACUGCACCAUGAGCUCCGGCAGCCCCCUGCUCACCCUGUACAGGGACGUGUUCUUCCUCACUGGGGUGGUCAGCCAGCCGGCAGGGGCUGACUGCACUAAAGGCUACAUCUUCCAGAAGGUGUCGCGCUACCUCGGCUGGCUGCGGCCGCUCAUGGGUUCACGUUAGAGUCAGGGAGAACAUGGAGGUUAUUGCUUAUGGAAAAUAUAGGAAAAUGCAGUUGAAUAACUGCUAAACACAGGGAAUUAGAUUUUCAUUGUGCACGUGUUGCUCAACCUCUUAAUUAAUUUUGUCUUUUAGUAGUAACCAUGUCCAAUAAUGGAAAAACUAUCUUAACAACCGUAUAGUCUCAGUGUCUGUGAUUGCUUCCCAUUGAGCUUUGCUGAGUUCCUCAUCUGUCCACAAGGUGGCUCUCUGUUAACAUGAACUGAGAAGCACUUCCUGUAUGUAUCUACCAACCAGAGGGUCAGAAGCAGCGAGAAAUGCAGUGAAUUAUUCAGCAUGUGUUUUGUGAUGUGGACAUACCUUUAAUAACCUUUAAGUGAAGUUAUUUUUAGCGACUACUGUACUGGUUGACAUGCACCUUGUAACACUCCAAAUAAUCACUGUUCUGUAAAUGUAAUAAACUCUAAUAACA